GACAAUCUACCUUGGCCUCUUCCUGGAAUGACUAGGCCAAAUUUUGUCGCGUCUAUGUCUAUGAAAACUAAGCACCCGAUCGUUCAAUCUGAUGAAAUCGCCCACCAUGAGUUCCUAUUUGGUGGAAUAGCUUACUCCGUUAGCGUUUGCACUCUGUUUCCGCUGUACAAAACUAUUUUCUUUCAACAGCUCGACGGAAUACCAUGGAUACAGGCUUUUUGUCGACUAAAACAAGAGGGAAUCCGAAUGGUGUAUCGUGGCGUUCUUCCACCUCUUUUACAACGCUGUUCUUCCGGAGCUGUAAUGUUUGGUGUACAAAGUUUGUCCGAGAGAACUUUACACAGAUCACAGUUUUCCAGGAACCUAACUCCUGGUCAGGCAAGAGGUUUAUCGGCUCUCUUAGCUGGAUUUUGCGAGUCACCACUCAUGCCCUUUGAACGUGUUCAAACUCUACUUCAAAACCGGAACAAUUUUCCUUCCUAUCGAAACACAUUUCAUACUCUCUCUUCGCUUGCCACAAAUCAUGGAAUAUGGGAGCUAUAUCGUGGUCUCACACCAAUUUUGUUGCGUAACAGUUCUGCUAAUGUGCUUUAUUUCUGUGGUCACAAGUGGCUAAAUGAUAUCCGAGUACAUCCUGUGAACGAAAGUGCCUUAGACCGUGGUUUGUGGAACUUUGCUCUCGGUGGCCUUCUUGGGGGCACAAUUGGUUUCAUAACCUUCCNGAACGUGAUAAAAACCCGGAUGCAAUCUAGUGUUGGUGGCAAAUUUGAAACUCUGCACACGGUCCUCGUCUCCCUUGUCUACCACCGUGACGGGCGUCUAGAUAUUGCCCGUCUUUUUAAAGGUGGACCGGCAAAUUUUAUGCGCUCCAUCCUAUCCUGGGGUAUCAUUACAAUGACUUAUCAUUUUCUUUUGGAGUCGUACUCAGGAAUAAAGCCGUGA
Echinostoma caproni is the source of this 942-nucleotide messenger RNA. The record is from the annotation of a GenBank genome assembly. Lineage: Eukaryota; Metazoa; Platyhelminthes; Trematoda; Plagiorchiida; Echinostomatidae.